Molecule: messenger RNA, 1053 nt
Organism: Mixia osmundae IAM 14324
Lineage: Eukaryota; Fungi; Basidiomycota; Mixiomycetes; Mixiales; Mixiaceae
Exons: 4
Coding region: 1-1053 (350 amino acids)
Biological process (GO): mRNA splicing, via spliceosome
Cellular component (GO): U2-type spliceosomal complex; RES complex
Molecular function (GO): RNA binding
Source: RefSeq, a predicted model, not a curated record
AUGUCUAACCUUUCUCAUUCGGCUUACCUGGCUAGCAAAUACCUCAGCGGGCCCAAAGCGGAUGCCAUACUUGCUCGCGAGGGCCUGAACGAAGAUGCGACGAAGCGAAAGAAACGCAAGAAACGUCGACUGGACGAUCCUGCUCCCUCGGCGGGCGAGAGCUCGACUGGCUGGAUAGUCGACCAAGAUGAUGGCGACAGCGCUUGGACUGCUCUUCAGCGACAGCAUGAAGACGAUGAGGAGGACAGACAGCAUGUGGUCGAACACAAGACGAGCAAGUACAACUUCAAGCGGAUCAAGCCACCCAAGCCUAAGCAAGAGGAAGCCAUAGCAGAAGAUGAACAGCCUGUCGUCGCUGCCAUCACGCAAGACGAUCGCGUCGUGUCCAGAGAUGUUGCGCCUCCACCUUCUGCGUUAUAUAGAGCAGUCGGCGGCAUCCAGACGGACGAACAGCUAGCGGAAGCAGCUGCACGUCGGCGGGCUGUCGAAGAACGCGCAGAGGCGGAAGCACGUGAGGCUGCAAGGCUGGCUGCGCUCGCCGAUCCAGACGAUGAGACGGGUGGCACUGUCUACCGCGAUAAGAAAGGCAGGAGGAUAGAUACAAAAGCUGAGCGAGCGGCCGAGCUGAGAGCAAAGAGGGAGAAGGAGGAGAAGGAGAUGGCCAAGAUGGAAUGGGGCAAGGGACUCGUACAGCGCGAGGACAAGGAGGCAAAGCGUCGCGAGGAAGAGCGCUUGCUCGCGAAACCCAUGGCCAGGUCAGCUCGACUACUGUAUGCUGACGAUCGAGAUAUGAAUGACGAACUCAAGCAACGCGAACGAUGGAAUGACCCGGCUGCUCGCUUCCUCACCAGCAAGACAGAGACCAGUCGCAAAUCAACGCGACCGCAAUACAACGGGCCUGCGCCCGCGCCUAAUCGCUUCGGUAUCAAGCCUGGCUAUCGAUGGGACGGCGUCGAUCGCGGCAAUGGCUUCGAGAAGAAGCUGUUGCAGCAAGCCAAUCUCAAGAAGACGCAGAACGCGCAGGCAUACGCAUGGUCGACGUACGACAUGUAA